UAUGUAUGUAUACGGGAUGGAGGUAGCUUCCGGGGGGAGCGAGUGCCGAGCGACAGGUAGUAAAAGUCGAUCUCUCCCAUCCUCCCGUCUUCGAUAGUCUGCUAGACACGUUCGAGUCAAGUCUUUCGAUAGUCCCGUCUCUCCCACGCCAAAGUGCUACUCGCCCGUCUCGGCCCGUCUCUCCCCAGCGCUCUAUCUUGUUCGCACUUGUCUCUUCAGCCUGGACGCCAUGUCUUCAGCGGCGCAACCGCCGGACCCGGAGGCCGCUGCUGCCGCCGCCGCCGCCGCAGCGGCAGCCAUGCGCCAGUUCUCCAUCGAGGCUUGGACGCUGCUAGCCAUCGGCAUCCUCGUCACGAUGCUGCGGACGUACGCCCGCGUCAAGGCAGUGGGUCUGAAACACCUGCAAGCCGACGAUUAUCUGGCCUGGGUCGGAGUGAUCAGCUACGCCGUAGAGACAAGUUUGGCGUACUCAGUCGGGGCCGUCGCCCAAGGAUUGGCGAACAAUGGCAUGACGGACGAGCAACGCGCUGCUCUGGACCCCAACGGCCAAGAAUUCAGAACGAGGGUCGUCGGUUCGCAGAUCCAAAUCGCAGGAUGGUCAUCGUACUCGGUACUGCUCUGGUCCCUCAAGGCAUCCCUUCUGGUCUUUUAUAUGCGGUUAACGGCGGGCCUGGCUCGUAGUUACUUGAUCCGUAUCUAUGUCGGCUUUGGACUCCUCGGCGCCAGCUUCGUUGUCAUCCUGACGAACUUGUUCCUCGCUUGCCGGCCCUUCCACAAGUACUGGCAGAUGAACCCAGACCCCGGCAACACUUGCCAGCCCGCCAUUUCGAACCAGAUCAUCUGGGUGUACCUCUCUAUGAACGUCAUGACUGAUUUAUACCUGAUUUCCAUCCCUGUCCCGAUGCUCUGGCAGUCGACACUGAGGCCUGCCAAAAAGGUCGGCUUGAUCUUUCUUUUUAGCGGAGGAAUUUUUGUUGUGGUUUGCGCCAUUCUGCGCUGCGCCUUGAUCGUGACGGAUCCCGUAAAUGGAGCACAGCUGGCGGGCUCGUGGGCAGUGCGAGAGACGUUCGUCGCCGUGAUCACCACCAACCUCCCCAUGGUCUUCCCGCUGCUCAAGCUUUGGCUCAUCCCCAUCCUGGGCUCUCUGCUCACCACGGUGCGUUCGACUCAUAGGCUGAGCGACAAGGAAUCGAGAAGUGAUCUGCGAACUUUCGGCGGCGGCAAUCAGAGCUGGCGGCGCCGCGGACCCCCGACCGUGAACCCCAUCACCAACAUCACCUUCACCGAGAGUGAGGAGCGGAUGGUGGACGAAGUGAAGAUGCAGGACCUCAAGGGCUGGAACGACUCCAGCACCAGCAGCAGCAACCAGACCACCGGGAACAACAUCCGAAAGCACGUCGAAGUCGCCGUCGUCAGCGAGGCGCGCGACGAAGCGAUUGAGAUGAAAAACGGCCGACACAUCGUCGGCGACGAAGAGAACCAGCAGCACGGAAACUUCGCCUUCGCUCGAGGCCCAAGGAGAACAAGCGACGGCGGCGCCAAUCGCUCCUAACAAGAGAUGUAAAAAGGGACAGUAAGGCAUUUUACACACGCACACGUACCUACAUACACACAUAUACCCCCUUCAUCGUCGAAGUCCCUCUCGGCCGGCGCUA
Messenger RNA from Durotheca rogersii, 1655 nucleotides. RefSeq lists its product as uncharacterized. Lineage: Eukaryota; Fungi; Ascomycota; Sordariomycetes; Xylariales; Xylariaceae. The record is from RefSeq and is a predicted model, not a curated record. The coding region runs from base 230 to 1552 and encodes 440 amino acids. The transcript has 6 exons.